GGAGUGCUGACACUGAGAAGUCACGGGGCGAGCUGGAAGUAACUCUCAGCUGGGGAAGCCACCUCGCUUGCUGCAGAACUCCCCCUCCUCCGCUGAGGCACCCCCACCCCCUGGUCCCAGUAUCUAUUACUGCGUCCUUGCACGGUGCUGCCGCCAUGGCUUGGCCCUGCAUCAGCCGAGUGUGCUGCCUGGCGCGCUUCUGGAACCAGCUGGACAAGUCGGAUCUGGCCGUGCCGCUCACUAUCCACAAUUACUCUGACAUCGAAGAGGGGGCGGAAGCGGCCGGUGGGGGCAUCCCUCAGCAGCCUCGGAUCCCGUCAGGGGGCAGCACCAGCAGCCGACCCCAGGCCCCUCCGCGGGCAGCUUCUGCCCUGCCGGUGUCCGCGUCCGCCCCCUCGCUGCGGGACAGCCUGGUUGUUGUCAAGAGGCCGUCGAAAAAAAGCGGGGGCAGCCACCGGAAGGAGCCCUUCGCCGCAGAGACUCAGUACCAGCAGGAUUUCCGAGCGUGGCCGGUGCAGAAGAGGGACGCCCUGCCCUGGAUCGGGGAGUGCCGGAGAGCUGAACCCACGCGGGCGCCUCCCGCUGCGGGUACCCCCGCCGCCUCUCCCCACGCUGACAUCCUGUCAGGGUCUCGCGUGUACGUGCUGCCGGUGACUAGGCAGGAGGUGAGCAAUAAGGACGUCGGCUCCAGAGAGGUGUGGCCUUCCUCCUCGCCUCCAGGCAUCGCCAGGACAACUUCUUACAGAAAUGAAUAUCGCCCAUGGUCUGCAGCAAAACGAUCCAGGCCUAUAAAGACAACACAAGGGUUCAUUAUUCCAGAGGAUCACUUUGUGCAAGAAUCUAGCUACAAGACAGAUUUUAAGAUUCCAGAAGCAAAGAUGAAGUAUUCUUCAAACCCUUCUGCUGUUUUCCAGGCGCCAUCUCGCAUCCUCAGUAUAUGAAUCUGGAUCAUGCCCAUUUUCUGUUCAACCAGCGUAAGGUUGUGAAAAUGAACAGCUAUGCAACUUUGUAAGUGCUGGUGAGAUAAAAGCAAAGGAUUAUUAAAAGCAGCUAUAGUAAUUAUCAGAAUUCAUGCAUCUAUUUUGAAUAUGUAAAUCAUAAACACUUGAAUUUGAAUUGAGGAUGGUCUAACUUGCUGGAGAGAAUGACCUAGAUCCAUAGAAAUAUCCUCAUUACCAGUAGCUGGACUGGGUUCCCAUUUGAAACACAGGCUUUAGUAAGCAAAAACCAGUAUUUUAAGCAGUGUGCUGAUUCUUAAGUAAAAAGUACACUGUAUAAAAUGCAUCAUUAAUUUUCCCUCUCCAUUAUUUCAUGGUCAUUUUACUAAGGAGCCCGUAAAACACAGUUUGGGUAGAUUUUGAACUUUGCUGCUUCUUUUCACUCACCUUUAAAUGUAUCUCAUACUGUUGCAGACAUUUUAAUGCCAUGUUAUUGAGAAUCAUUACAGUACAGAGAAUCAAGACCACAAAUGUGAGCCUUAUUUCGGGUGUUUGUAAAAGUCAUCAAAGCAUCAUGGGAAUGAAAGUGGGGUUGGGCUGAGUAGCUUUGAUCACUUAUAUUGUGUGCAUCAUUUAAACACCUCACCAAGUUAUUUAAAUACAAACACCUACAGGGAUCAACUCUUUCCAUUUUAUUUUAUAUUUUAUUUUAUUUUAUUUUAUAUUUUACUUUACUUCACUAUUUUAUUUUAUUUUAAUGUUUACAUUACCCAACUCCCAGCAACUCUGGGCAGUUCACAGAUUAAAAACACAAAGAACAAUAAAAUGAUACAUGAUAAAAACAAAGAACAAAAGAUAGAACAAACCUGACAGCAACAAAGCAAACCCACAUGACUCAGAAGGCAAUUUCAAUCAAAAAGCCUGUUCUUCAGGGCUCUCCAAUUUAGCAGGGCAGAGGAUAUCCAGUUCUCGGGGGUGGGGUGGGGACCUCAUUUCAGAGGGCAGGUGGUACGGCAAAAAAGGUGCACUUCUGGGGUCCCAAUAGAUGGCAUUGUUUUAUCAAAGGAGCCUGGAGCACACCAACCCUGCUGGAUCGAACUGGCGGAGCAGAUAGUAUGGGAGAUAGGCUCAAAUAGUGCACAUAGUGUUCAUUCUGAGUUAAUGUGGCUUCUAUCUUCUUUUGUUUGUUACCUAGCAUCAUAAAGUUGGAAUUUAUCUCAGAGUCAUCUAGUCCAACCCUGCUCAAUGGAGGUUCUACUAGACCAUCUUUGAUAGAUGAUAACCCAACCACUGUUUAAAAACUUCUAGCAAAAGUGAACCCACCACUUCAUGUGGUAGUCCAUUCCACUAUUUGACAGAUCAUACAGUCAGAUCUGCAUCUUCAGACAUUUAAGAUUGUGCUCCUGUCUCCCCUCAGUUAUCUCUUUUGUAAGCUAAACAUACCUAGAUCCUUUCACUGUUCCUCAUACGGCUUGAUUUCCAGACCCCUCACCAUCUUUUUAACCCUCUUCUGAUCUCUUUCCAAUUUAUCCCUGUCCUUUUGGAACUGUGGUGCCCAGAACUGGAUGUAAUGCUGCAGGUGGGUUCUGACCAGACAGAGUAGAGUGGAACAGCUUUUGCUUCCUGUGGUCAAAUGUUGGUUGGCUUUUUUAGGGUUUUGGAAGAAAAAAAAUCUUUUCAUCUUUCAGAGGCUUGAUACUAUUAGCCCAAUUAUAUACUUUCUUCAAAAUCUUUUAAUGCCAUGUAUUGCU
Molecule: messenger RNA, 2689 nt
Organism: Candoia aspera
Lineage: Eukaryota; Metazoa; Chordata; Lepidosauria; Squamata; Candoiidae
Gene: MAP6D1
Product: MAP6 domain containing 1
Exons: 3
Coding region: 156-941 (261 amino acids)
Biological process (GO): microtubule cytoskeleton organization; regulation of microtubule cytoskeleton organization; cytoskeleton-dependent intracellular transport
Cellular component (GO): Golgi-associated vesicle; cis-Golgi network; microtubule
Molecular function (GO): microtubule binding; calmodulin binding
Source: RefSeq, a predicted model, not a curated record